This is a messenger RNA of Ogataea parapolymorpha DL-1, 1704 nucleotides long. Its product is annotated as Copper transport protein 86. The coding region runs from base 1 to 1704 and encodes 567 amino acids. Gene Ontology annotation, cellular component: cytosol. Lineage: Eukaryota; Fungi; Ascomycota; Pichiomycetes; Pichiales; Pichiaceae. The transcript has a single exon. The record is from RefSeq and is a predicted model, not a curated record.
AUGACCCGACAAAGGAGUCUGGCCGCUUUGUCGGAAAUAAUCGAACUACAAAAGUCUCCCAAACCACUAUCCGAAUUAGAGCCCGAAAUUAAGGAAUGCUUAUCCAAGUUCUCGUUCUUGCUGGUUCUGACCUCCAACGAUGCCACAGAAAGACAAAUGCUGUCCAACUCGCUUUCGAUCUGGACUAAGAUAAAUGAAGCCAUACAGGUCUACAUGGAAAACACCGGCAAGGACCCGCAAACGACAAGAACUCCGCUGAUCUGUUAUCGCACAAGACUUAUCAGGGGUGUAAUUCUUCUUGCUAGAAACCUGAUUGUCGGGCUGCGGAGCCUGCUUUUGUACAGCGAUGCCGAGCGCGCAGACUUUUACUCCCGCAUUGGGCUCAGAAAUAAGGACAUUUCAGGGGAUUUGCUGAUACAGUCUCUCUAUGUCAACCACAGCAACAACAUCAUACCAUUGUGUUUGACGUUUCUGGAUAUGAUCAAAGAGCUCGAAGAGAGCGGUUACCCUGAAUUUGUUGACGUCUACUACAAUGCAAUGGUAGCCUGUUUUGAGUAUCUCAGCAACAUCACCAACAUCAGCACAGAGCUCAAGAAAAAUGUGACUCCGGACUACAAUGCUGAUACGCUUUUGGGAUUUCUAGCAGCACUGCCCAAUUAUUGGGAUAUGUUUGCUCGACUGAAUAUUGUCGAAACUAACCUGCUGCUCUGUGUGUUUAUUUAUUUCAGAAACCUAUUCAACGAUGACGAGCUGCUUUCGAAAAUUUUUCAUGACCAUCCGCUGGCCAUUGUAAAUCUCGUGGGGACCUGCCUUUUGAGGCUCAUGCCGUUUGUUCGCAACAAUGAGAAGUUUACUGAAGAGCAGCUCGAACAGCUGGAAAUUGUCUCACUUAGCAUGUAUGUGAACAUGGUUUCACACGAAGGACUGGGGCCUUUCCUUAUAAAGGCAGCCAAGUCUGGAAACGACGAGCAAACAAUUGUGGAGUUGCUCCGAGCAUUUCAGAUUAUUCUCACCAGCAAAGAGAAUGGCUGGGACAAACUCAAGUUGGUGAACAUCGUGGCUUGGCUUAUGGACUAUUUUAAAUUUGCGGCCCAAGAGGCUAGUGUGCUUCUUGAAAAGAAAGAACUAGAUGAGAACGAGAAGGCCAGAUUGAGCCGUUUCCACUCGCAGAUCAUAUCAGUGCUCGACAGUCUCUCGAGCCUUACGCAAUACGACGAGGUGCGCCAAAUGCUGAAUCACUACCACUUUCUAUCAGAUUUGAUACCUUUUUUCAAAGUAGUGGAACGAAACACAUUCAAGAAAAAGCUCAAAGACGAUCAGGCACCGCCUCAUGCGAAACACUUUCCUCAGGUCAAACUGAUUAUUGUGGAGAUAAUCACUGCGCUGGUGUAUGAAAACUUCGAAAACCAGGAAUUAAUGCGCAAUGUUCAUGGUUUGGAAUUGAUACUCAAUAACUGCAACUUGGACGCUCACGAACCCUUCAUCAAAGAGCGAGCUAUUUUGUGCAUUAAAUAUUUACUGCUAGAUAACCCUCGCAACCAGGAGUUUGUUGCGAAGUUGGAAGCCAAGGGGACUUCUAUCGAUCCGAAAAACGAGGCCAUUUUGGAACAGGCUGGUUUUGAGGUUAAUAUCGAGGAUGGUAAAGUCAAGCUGAAGAAGUCGACAAGACUCACAGAGCUUGAACAAUCUGCUUCCGGUUCGUAG